Messenger RNA from Abrus precatorius (Indian licorice), 4647 nucleotides. Its product is annotated as pleiotropic drug resistance protein 1-like. Lineage: Eukaryota; Viridiplantae; Streptophyta; Magnoliopsida; Fabales; Fabaceae. The transcript has 23 exons. Gene Ontology annotation, molecular function: ABC-type transporter activity; ATP binding; ATP hydrolysis activity. Gene Ontology annotation, cellular component: membrane. The record is from RefSeq and is a predicted model, not a curated record. Bases 111 to 4562 code for a protein of 1483 amino acids.
CCUGGUUUUCAACUUGUAAGAAAAGUUUGGAAUAAAGUUGUCGGGCUAAACUAGUUUGAGUAGUUGUUGCAGCUCUAGUUUUUUGCUUUUUCAUCCUUUCUUGGUUGACAAUGGAAACUAGUAACCUGAAUAAUGUUACUAACAGCUUACGAGUAAGUAGUUCUUCAAUUUGGAGAAACAAUACGAUGGACGUUUUCUCUAGGUCCGCUCAUGAAGUAGAUGAUGAAGAAGCUCUAAAAUGGGCGGCACUUGAAAAACUCCCUACUUACAAUCGUUUAAAGAAAGGCUUGUUAACUACAUCCAGUGGUGAGGUCAAUGAAAUUGAUGUCACUGAUAUUGGAACAAAGGCAAGAAAGAAAGUGUUGGAGAGGUUGGUACGAGAUGCUGAAGAGGACAAUGAGAAGUUUCUGUUGAAGCUAAGGGAAAGAAUAGAUAGAGUUGGUAUUUGUAUUCCAACAAUUGAAGCCAGAUUUGAGCAUCUAAAUGUUGAGGCAGAAGCUUAUGUUGGCAGCAGAGCCUUACCCACGUUUUUUAACUUCAUUGUUAAUACAUUAGAGAAUUGUUUGAAUUAUCUGCAUAUUCUUUCAAGCAAAAAGAAGCAUGUGACUAUUCUUAAAGAUGUUAGUGGAAUAGUAAAACCUUGUAGGAUGACAUUGCUUUUGGGUCCUCCAAGUUCUGGAAAAACAACACUACUUUUGGCUCUGGCAGGAAAACUUGAUCCAAAUCUUAAGGUUUCUGGGGGAGUGACUUAUAAUGGGCAUGGAAUGAAUGAAUUUGUACCUCAGAGAACUGCUGCCUAUAUUGGCCAACAUGAUGUUCAUAUUGGAGAAAUGACUGUAAGGGAAACCUUGGCUUUCUCUGCAAGGUGCCAAGGGGUUGGAUCACGUUAUGACUUGCUAUCUGAACUGUCAAGAAGAGAAAUAGCAGCAAAUAUUAAGCCUGACCCGUAUAUUGACAUCUACAUGAAGGCAACAGCAUCUGAAGGCCAGGAAGCAAACCAGAUGAUGACAGAAUAUAUACUUAAGAUCUUGGGGCUGGAAAUAUGUGCUGAUACUGUGGUAGGGGAUGAAAUGUUGCGUGGUAUAUCUGGUGGACAAAGGAAGCGUGUUACCACAGGUAGUGAUUCAAUUCAGUUUCUGCAUUCUAUAUUCGUGUCUUGUAAUUUGUAUGGAUCAUUUACAGGGGAGAUGUUGGUUGGUCCAACAAAUGCACUGUUCAUGGAUGAAAUAUCAACUGGCUUGGACAGCUCCACAACUGUUCAAAUUAUGAAAUGUCUUAGACAAAUUGUUCACAUUCUAAAUGGAACAGCAGUUAUCUCACUAUUGCAACCAGAGCCAGAGACAUAUGAGCUUUUUGAUGACAUUAUUCUCCUCUCUGAUGGCCAAAUAGUAUACCAUGGACCUCGUCAGCUCGUCCUUCAGUUUUUUGAAUCUAUGGGUUUCAGAUGUCCUGAGAGAAAAGGUGUUGCGGACUUCCUUCAAGAAGUAACUUCAAGGAAGGAUCAAGAACAGUACUGGGUACACAAAGAUGAGCCAUACAGUUUUGUUAGAGUUAAUGAAUUUGCUGUGGCAUUUCAACGCUUCCAUGUGGGUAGGGAAAUUGGAGAUGAGCUAUCAGUUCCAUUUGAUAGGACAAAGAACCACCCAGCUGCAUUAACUACUAAGAAGUAUGGGGUAAACAAGAAGGAGCUUUUGAAAGCUAACUUCUCAAGAGAGUAUCUGCUUAUGAAGAGGAAUGCAUUUGUUUACAUCUUCAAGCUAUCACAACUGGCAGUGAUGGCAGUGGUAGCAAUGACAGUAUUCAUGCGAACUGAGAUGCAUAGAGAUUCUGUGGAUAAUGGGGGAGUUUACAGUGGUGCACUUUUUUUCACUAUAGUAAUGGUCUUGUUUAAUGGGAUGCCUGAUAUUUCCAUGACUGUAGCAAAACUUCCUAUUUUUUACAAGCAAAGGGACCUCCUAUUCUACCCUGCAUGGGCAUAUGCUAUCCCCAGCUGGAUCCUUAAGAUUCCUGUUACAUUGACUGAAGUUGUGGUCUGGGUAUCUAUCACCUACUAUGUAAUUGGAUUUGACCCCAAUGUUGGCAGGUUUUUCAAACAGUAUUUUUUGUUAUUACUACUUGGCCAGAUGGCUUCUGCGUUGUUUCGUUCAAUUGCUGCAGUGGGUAGGAAUAUGAUUAUUGCUAACACAUUUGGAUCAUUUGCAAUAGUCACACUUCUUACAUUGGGUGGCUUCAUAUUGUCAAGAGAGGAUGUUAAGAAAUGGUGGAUUUGGGGUUACUGGAUUUCACCAAUUAUGUAUGAGCAGAAUGCUAUGAUGGUCAAUGAGUUCCUUGGUCAGAGUUGGAAUCAUGUUCUUCCAAAUUCAACCGAGCCAUUGGGAGUUGAGGUUCUGAAGUCUCGUGGUUUCUUCACCCAUGCAUUCUGGUAUUGGAUAGGGGUUGGAGCAUUGUUUGGGUUUGUUUUUCUGUUGAACAUCACAUUCACUUUGGCUCUCACUUAUCUCAACCCACUAGAGAAGCCACAAGCUGUCAUAUCUAAAGAAGCUCUUGGCAAGAAGCAUAGAGACAAAACUAUAGAAGAUAUUGAAUUAACACUCAACCUCACAGUAAAUGCAACAACAAGUAACAACAUAAAGAUAGGGAACUUAGAUGACAAUGGAACAGAAAGUAUGUCUUCCAGCUCUGCAUCAGUGAGGCCAGAGGCUGAUGUUGAGUCCAGCCACAGGAGGAAAAGGGGAAUGAUUCUUCCAUUUGAGCCACAUUCUCUUACCUUUGAUGAAAUCACAUACUCGGUAGACAUGCCAGAGGAAAUGAAGAAUAGAGGUGUAAUUGAGGACAGAUUGGUCCUUCUGAAGGGAGUUAGUGGAGUAUUUAGGCCAGGCGUUCUCACAGCUCUGAUGGGUGUAAGUGGAGCAGGUAAAACAACUUUGAUGGAUGUGUUGGCUGGAAGGAAAACUGGAGGGUACACUGAGGGGAGGAUCACAAUUUCAGGGUACCCUAAAAGGCAAGAAACAUAUGCUCGAAUCUCUGGCUACUGUGAGCAGAAUGAUAUCCACUCUCCUCAUGUUACAGUCUAUGAAUCCUUACUUUACUCAGCAUGGCUUCGUUUAUCACCUGAAGUCAAUUCUGAAACCAGAAUGAUGUUCAUUGAGGAAGUGAUGGAGCUGGUAGAGUUGAACGUGUUGAGGCAAGCUUUAGUUGGUUUGCCUGGUGUGAGUGGUCUCUCUACUGAACAGCGCAAGAGGCUAACUAUAGCAGUUGAGCUAGUGGCUAACCCUUCCAUAAUAUUCAUGGAUGAGCCAACUUCCGGUCUAGAUGCUAGAGCUGCUGCAAUUGUUAUGAGAACAGUUAGAAAUACAGUGGACACAGGAAGAACAGUUAUUUGUACAAUCCAUCAACCAAGCAUUGACAUAUUUGAAGCUUUUGAUGAGCUUUUCCUACUGAAGCGAGGAGGACAAGAAAUAUAUGUUGGCCCAUUGGGUCGUCAUUCGAACCACCUCAUAGAGUAUUUUGAGCAGAGGAUUGAAGGGGUUAGUAAAAUCAAAGAUGGACAUAACCCUGCAACAUGGAUGUUGGAAAUUACAACUUCGGCACGAGAAAUGGAUUUGAAUGUUGACUUUGCUGAUAUAUACAGAAAUUCAGAACUACAUAGGAGGAAUAAAGCACUUAUAGCUGAAUUGAGCAAACCUGCUCCUGGUUUCAAGGAACUCAAUUUUCCUACUCAAUAUGCACAGCCAUUUCUCAUCCAAUGCAUGGCCUGCCUAUGGAAACAACAUUGGUCAUACUGGCGCAAUCCUCCAUAUACUGCAGUGAGAUUUUUGUUCACUACAUUUGUAGCUUUGAUGUUUGGAACAAUGUUCUGGGACCUUGGAUCCAAAACACGACGGAAACAAGAUCUGUUUAAUGCCAUCGGUUCCAUGUACAAUGCCAUUCUCUUCCUUGGGACCCAGAAUGCCUCUUCUGUGCAGCCAGUGGUGGCCAUUGAAAGAACAGUAUUUUAUAGAGAAAGAGCAGCUGGAAUGUAUUCAGCCAUUCCCUAUGCAAUUGCGCAGGUUGCAAUAGAGCUACCAUAUAUUCUUGCUCAAGCUGUUACAUAUGGCCUCAUAGUUUAUGCAAUGAUCGGAUUUGAAUGGACUGCAUCCAAAUUCUUUUGGUAUCUAUUCUUCAUGUACUUCACAUUUCUAUACUUCACCUUUUAUGGCAUGAUGACUGUGGCUGUAACACCAAACCAACAUGUUGCUUCAAUUGUGGCCACUGCAUUCUAUGGAAUUUGGAAUCUUUUUUCUGGAUUUAUUGUCCCAAGACCUAGUAUUCCUGUGUGGUGGAGAUGGUACUAUUGGGCAUGUCCUGUGGCUUGGACCUUGUAUGGAUUGGCUGCAUCGCAGUUUGGUGAUGUAACAAGUACAAUUGAGUUUAAUGAGACAGUUAAAGAGUUUCUAAGGAGGUACUUCGGUUAUAGAGAUGAUUUUGUAGGAGUUGCUGCAUGUGUAGUUGUUGGGUUUGCAGUUCUAUUUGCUAUUAUCUUUGCUAUAUCUGUAAAGGUCUUCAAUUUCCAAAGGCGAUAGAAUAGAAGCUUUCAAGUGAAUAGCAAAUAGUAUAUAUAAGUCACUAGUGGAUAUAGAAAGAAAAACUAAAAAUAAAAAAUGGGAA